AUGCCGACCAACGGUGAGGCCCCAGCAGCGGAGACGGCGGUACCGGCAGGACCGUCGUUGCUUGCAUGGGGUGCAUGCCCGGCGCUGUAUGUGUCCUACGGCUUGUCCGCCAUCAAAGGCAGGCAGCCGGAGCUGACGGGCGCCCUGGCUGCCGUGCCGUCGUUCACGGUGCUGUCGCCGCCCAUGGGGCUCGACUACUUCGGGGUCUUCGACGGCCACUCGGGCGCGGAGGUCGCCAAUUACCUGACGGAGCGGCUGCACGGUGCCAUCUCGGACCAGAUCCUGCGCGAGCUGCUCGCCGAGGCCCCGCGCUUCCUCCACGGGUCGCAGGGAGACGUGGAGGGGUGGUGGAGGGCUGUCAUGGCGGACGCGUUCCAGAGAGUGGACGCGGAGGUGCUGCAGGGACUAGGCGGCGUCGACGCGGCGGUCGCCGGCGCGACGGCUCUGGUGGCGCUGGUCCUGGAGCAGCACGUGGUGCUCGCCAACUGCGGCGUUUCCAGGGCCGUCAUCUCCCGCGGCGGCGAGAUCUUGCAGCUCACCGCCGAGCACCGGCCAAACAGGCCAGACGAGAAGCAGCGUGUGGAAAACGGCGGGGGACGCGUGGACGAAUCCACAAACACAGUCGAUGAGUUUCUGCCAACCUCCCGCGCAUUUGGGAGCUACCUGUACAAGCGGUACUUGAUCGCGGAACCCGAGAUCACGGCCGUGGCCCGGGAUCCGCGGGAUGAGUUCCUGAUCCUGGCCACCGCCGGGCUCUGGGACAGCGUCUCGCCGGUGGAGGCGUGCCGCGUGGUGGAGCGGAAGCUGCGCAGCAGGUCGCGGAGCGCCAUGGCGUGCGGGGCGGCGACGGACAGCAGGGCGUCGGCAACCAUGCUCGCCAAGGAGCUUGCCCAGCACGCGGUCCGCGCGGGCAGCACGGGCAACGUGAGCGUCAUCGUCGUCCUCUUCAGGGACGAUCCCGCCGUUGUUGCCACGGCCUCUCCUGCGCCGGUGUUGGCCAGCGGGCGCGUCCAGCGCCCCCGGCGUGGGUGUCUCUCGUGUUGCUCUCCGUGAUGAGCAUCCAAGUUGUAAGCAGCUGGAGAAACUACUCUUCGUCAUUUGCUUUAGUUCUC
This is a messenger RNA of Hordeum vulgare subsp. vulgare (domesticated barley), 1112 nucleotides long. Its product is annotated as probable protein phosphatase 2C 8. Gene Ontology annotation, biological process: protein dephosphorylation. Lineage: Eukaryota; Viridiplantae; Streptophyta; Magnoliopsida; Poales; Poaceae. Gene Ontology annotation, molecular function: protein serine/threonine phosphatase activity. The transcript is spliced from 3 exons. Gene Ontology annotation, cellular component: nucleus; cytosol. Bases 1 to 1053 code for a protein of 350 amino acids. The record is from RefSeq and is a predicted model, not a curated record.